UAAAAAAGAAGAAACAGAAAAGUAAGGAGAAGCAGCUGGUUACUGGUUAGAGGCUAACGUGCGCGCCACAGGCACCAUAUUUGCUAGCCGGCGCCAAAUAUUCGUUGCGCUUCCUUUCUUUCCAUUUUUUUAUUUUCUCACACUCCUCGCUCUUUCUUCUCUAAAACCCAAACAAACAAAUUAAAAACCCACACAAACUCUCUCAUUUUAAGACCCCUUUCUCUUCCUCUUUGUCUCUCUCUUCAUCUCCUUUUAUAUCUUACACGCACACUGCGUCUGUCUCUGUCUCUGUUUCUCAAUUCUUGAAUCUGAGCCGGUCAUGAUGGAGAGUGGUUUCUCUUCUCCUCGACACGAUGCGUUUCCUGCUGGUCUUCGUGUGCUCGUUGUCGAUGAUGAUCCUACCUGGUUGAAAAUCCUUGAAAAGAUGCUCAAAAAGUGUUCUUAUGAUGUGACGACAUGUGGUUUAGCAAGAGAUGCUCUGAACCUUCUUCGGGAGAGGAAAGAUGGUUACGACAUUGUUAUCAGUGAUGUCAACAUGCCUGACAUGGAUGGUUUUAAACUUCUAGAGCAUGUCGGACUUGAAAUGGAUCUUCCUGUGAUUAUGAUGUCUGUUGAUGGAGAAACGAGUAGAGUAAUGAAAGGAGUUCAGCAUGGAGCAUGCGACUAUCUACUUAAGCCAAUACGAAUGAAAGAACUUCGGAAUAUAUGGCAGCAUGUAUUCAGAAAGAAGAUACAUGAGGUUAGAGACAUUGAAAUUCUUGAAGGAAUGGAAAGUAUACCAAUGGGGGGUAGAAAUGGAUCAGACCAAUCCGAUGAUGGGCACUUUUUUUGUGGAGAGGAUUUUACUUCAACCAAGAAAAGAAAAGAUGUUGAAAACAAGCAUGAUGACAAAGAUCCUGGUGACAAUUCUACCACAAAGAAAGCCAGAGUAGUUUGGUCCGUAGAUCUUCAUCAGAAAUUUGUCAAAGCUGUAAAUCAGAUAGGAUUUGAUAAAGUUGGUCCUAAGAAAAUACUCGACUUGAUGAAUGUACCAUGGUUGACAAGAGAAAAUGUUGCAAGCCACUUACAGAAAUAUCGUCUCUAUUUGAGCAGAUUGCAGAAGGAAAAUGACUUGAAAACUUCUGUUGGUGGAAUAAAGCAUUCAGACUCACCUUUGAGAGAUUCUGCUGGCAGUUUUGGUACCCAGAACUCAAUCAACAUACAGCAGGGUGAUGCUCCAAAUCAGAGCUAUGGAUUUCCUGGCAAUAGCUUCCAAAAUGCUGAGCCUAGAGGCCAUGACAGUGACCUGAAUGGAAUUGUUUCCAAGAAUGCUGCAGAACCCAAAAGGGUUUUAACUGUUGAAGUUCCUGAACCCUGUAAACCCAGGAAUUCACAAUUGGAAUUUGGUCAUUCUUUUACUUCUCCAGGAUCUGAAGUGAACUUUUCAGCAUUUGAUUCAAACUUCCCAGCCCGAUUUUCAUGGUGUGAAAUUCCACAGAUUCAACUGAAGCAAGAACAUAACCCAGUUCACAUAGAUGAUGGGUUCAACCAGCUAUCUUUUCCUGGUCAACAACAGCACAUCCAACCUGAUUAUCCACAGCCAGCUCACCCCAUUGUUUCUGGUUCUUCUGUAACUGAAAGAGAGAUAGGUGGCUCUAUUAAAACAAAGCCUUUGUAUGAUGAAUGCAGGCACAACACCAGCCAUGUAAGUUCAACAGGAAGCACAAUCAACUCCACUGAUGUCCAAACCAAGACCCAUAUGGCAAAUCAUCAACAUCAAACUUUUCAACCCAUUUCCAUGAACUCAUCAACCAUGAAAAGUCAAAGCUUCAAUCUGAGUUGCGUAUCGGACUUGGAAUCUUCCCAAAAAAGUAUAAAUUGGGGAAUGCAUCCUUCUACAACUUUGGAUGAUGACUUUCAGGUCUGUUGGUUUCAAGGUGAUUGUUAUGCUAUGAAUCUUGGACUCCACAAUAUUGAGCUGCCAGAGUACUGUGAUCCAGGGCUCAUAACUGAAGUUCCAACACAUUUACAUGAUGCAGUGAGGUUUGACUAUGAGAAUCUCUAUGAUCCAACAGAAUAUGCUCUAAUAUAGCAAGGUUUAUUUAUAGCAUGAUCUUGCUCCAUCUGCCAUGGAACUUCAUCAUUUUCUAUUUAUUUUAGAUGACCUAUCUAUCAGAGGAGUCUCUUAUCUCCUAUUGAUUCAGGCAUUAUUUCCUGGACGGUCAAGUCUUGGAUGUAGAAACAUGUAUAAUAGGGAUGAUGACAAACAUUAAGCAUAAUAAGCUUGCUUCUGGAAGUUUCUCUAACAUGCGACCUUCUAGUUUUGUAUAUGUAUCUAUGGUCAAAACGCACAUGUUCGUGCUGCAACUGUCAUUAUUCCUUUGAAAUUUUGUAAACGAAAUGCAAAGCCACUAGAAGUUAAUUAUAUCA
Molecule: messenger RNA, 2409 nt
Organism: Jatropha curcas
Lineage: Eukaryota; Viridiplantae; Streptophyta; Magnoliopsida; Malpighiales; Euphorbiaceae
Source: RefSeq, a predicted model, not a curated record